CCACGGGGCGAGCGGAGUUCUCAUUCGUCCAGUGACAUUGAACUGAAAGUUCCGGUCCAGCCUACUGACAAACUAAAUCAACUGCACCCUAAAGUGCGAAUACGUUUUUAUUUUUUUUUAUUAGCCAACCGAAAGGAUUGAUCUUCAGAAGCAAGUGUAACAGUGACUCUUGUCAACAUGUCCAAGUUUUGAAAUUGACCGUGCCCAGUGUAAGAGAGCAUCCCCCACCCCUAAGACCCACAUGUGUAUCAUCUUCUUCAAGUUCGACCCUCGGCCUGCAUCCAAAAAUGCCUACAGGCUAAUUUUGGCCGCAAACAGAGAUGAGUUCUACAACAGGCCAACCAAAGCUGCAGACUUUUGGGCGAACAACAGCGAAAUCCUCAGCGGGCUGGACCUGGAGGAGGGGAAGGAAGGAGGAUCAUGGCUGGGGAUUAACAAGAGGGGCAAGCUGGCCGCACUGACCAAUUACCUGGAGGGAAGGCCCAAUCCAGACGCACAAGGAAGAGGGUUCCUGGUGUCCAAUUUCCUGGCAGAUCAGAGCCAGGACAGCUACUCCUACCUGAAGAGGGUGUCAUCUGAGGGACAUCUCUACAAUGGCUUCAACCUCCUCACCGCUGAGUUCAAGGCCAAAGAAGACACUGUGUGUUACUAUGGAAACAGGGGCAGUGCCGAACCCAUCCGUCUAAAUCCAGCAGGAAUCUAUGGUUUGAGUAACUCCCUGUUGGAGACCCCAUGGAGGAAGCUACAGCAUGGGAAGAGACUGUUUACCAGCGUAGUGAACCAGACACUGCCUUGUGACAGCCUGGUCCAUGAUCUGCUCAACGUCCUCAACAACGAGGAGCUGAACACCCCUGACCCAGCCCAGGAGAGCCAGGGUGAAGGGUACAGCAGCCCCAUGCUCCGGGCCCUGUCCUCUGUGUGUGUUCGCUCCCCGCAUUACGGCACAAGGACCAAUACCAUUAUCCUAAUAGAUGCAUCAGGGAAUGUGACCUUCACAGAGCGCACCAUGCUCAACUGUGACGUCAGCCAAUGGAGCACAAGCUCUUUCCAGUUCAAAAUCCAGAACUGAAGACCGCUAAAUGGGGCUAUAUGGGAAUCACACUCUGUGCCUUUCUGCAUCCAACCUCCUCCCUAUCCCUCCUUCUUCCACAGCAAGCUCUGGCUUCACAACAGUGAAAUGAACAUGAAGAUUGAUUUGCUAUUUAAAAUGGUGGUGGGAGAGAGUCAAAUUAUGGCACUUUUUUUCAGAGAGAUUGUUGCACUGUUCAUGUAAUUGUCUUUGGGGAAUACGUUUUAGCUUGACUUAGACGUGUGAAUUAAUUAAAUCAUACAUAAUGGGCGCUAUUCUUAUUUUGUUAAUUGGAUUAAAAUAUUAUUUUGAGGUGUGUGCUUAAGUGUAUUGCCAAAGAACAAAUGUAAUUUAAUAACCAAAGUAAAUUAUUUACAUUUAA
Molecule: messenger RNA, 1451 nt
Organism: Oncorhynchus masou masou (cherry salmon)
Lineage: Eukaryota; Metazoa; Chordata; Actinopteri; Salmoniformes; Salmonidae
Product: transport and Golgi organization 2 homolog
Exons: 9
Coding region: 242-1069 (275 amino acids)
Biological process (GO): Golgi organization; protein secretion
Cellular component (GO): Golgi apparatus
Source: RefSeq, a predicted model, not a curated record